AUGGAGAAGGAGAAGAGCAAGUUCAGCCUGAGCCGCAUGCUGUUCCUCUACCUGUUCAAAAAGAACAAGUCCCUGGCCGGCAGUCCUGCUCACUUUAACAGCUGCAGAUCUACAGCUGACACAGACAGCGACACUGACAAUGGCGUCCCGGCUGAACCGGGCAACCAGUGGACGGAAGAUGGAGACAUCAAAGAGAUCAACAUCACACAUGUGGUCAAAGAGGGCUCAGAGAAGGCUGACGCCUCUCAGUUUGAACUGCUCAAGGUUUUGGGACAGGGAUCCUUUGGCAAGGUGUUUCUCGUGCGAAAAGUGACCCCUCCGGAUGCCAACCAGCUGUAUGCCAUGAAGGUCCUGAAGAAGGCCACCCUCAAAGUGAGAGACCGUGUGAGAACCAAAAUGGAGAGAGACAUCCUUGCAGACGUCAACCACCCAUUUGUUGUCAAGCUGCACUACGCAUUCCAGACUGAAGGGAAGUUGUACUUGAUCCUGGAUUUUCUCAGAGGGGGAGAUCUCUUCACUAGACUCUCUAAAGAGGUGAUGUUCACGGAGGAAGAUGUGAAGUUUUAUCUUGCUGAGCUGGCUUUAGGUCUAGACCACCUCCAUAGCCUUGGCAUCAUCUACAGGGACCUCAAACCUGAAAACAUUCUCCUGGACGAAGAGGGACAUAUCAAACUGACAGAUUUUGGUUUGUGUAAAGAAGCGAUCGAUCAUGAGAAGAAAGCUUACUCCUUCUGCGGUACCGUGGAGUACAUGGCCCCGGAGGUAGUGAACAGACAGGGACACAUCCACAGUGCCGACUGGUGGUCGUUUGGAGUACUAAUGUUUGAGAUGUUGACAGGAGCGCUGCCAUUUCAAGGGAAGGACCGCAAAGAAACCAUGAACCUCAUUCUGAAGGCACGUCUAGGAAUGCCUCAGUUCCUAAGUGCAGAGGCCCAGUCUCUGCUCAGGGCUUUGUUCAAGAGGAACCCUGCCAACAGAUUGGGAUCAGGUGCUGACGGUGCGGAGGAAAUUAAACGGCACGGCUUCUUCUCCACUAUAGAUUGGAAUAAACUCUUCCGAAGAGAAGUAAAGCCUCCAUUUAGGCCGGCUGUGGCACGUCCAGACGACACUUUCUAUUUUGACUCUGAGUUCACUUCUCGCACACCAAAGGACUCCCCUGGUGUUCCUCCCAGUGCCGGAGCUCACCAGCUAUUCAGAGGAUUCAGUUUUGUUGCAUCAACUAUGUUGGAGGAGGAAGGAUCCAUGCUACCUGUCCAGCCCCCGCCACACCCAGUGGUCCAGCAAUUGCAUGGAAAAAACCUGCUGUUCAGCGAUGGCUACGUACUGAAGGAGGACAUCGGCAUGGGCUCGUUCUCCGUCUGUAAACGAUGCAUCCACAAAGCCACCAACACUGAAUAUGCUGUCAAGAUGAUUGACAAGACAAGCACUGACCCCUCUGAGGAGAUUGAGAUUCUUCUCAGAUAUGGACAGCAUCCCAACAUCAUAACACUGAAGGAUGUGUAUGACAAUGGUAAGCAGGUGUUCAUGGUGACGGAGCUGAUGCGUGGAGGAGAGCUGCUGGAUCGGAUCCUCAAGCAGAAGUUCUUUUCAGAGCGAGAGGCUAGCGCUGUUCUUCACACCAUCACCAAGACUGUGGAGUACCUCCACUCACAAGGGGUUGUGCACCGAGACCUGAAGCCCAGCAACAUUCUCUAUGUUGACGAGUCGGGGAAUCCCGAGUCCAUCCGGAUCUGUGACUUUGGAUUUGCAAAACAGCUGCGUGCCAACAAUGGUCUGCUGAUGACCCCGUGCUAUACUGCUAACUUCGUAGCUCCUGAGGUGCUGAAGCGUCAAGGCUAUGAUGAAGGAUGUGACAUCUGGAGUCUGGGAGUCUUGCUGUACACCAUGUUGGCUGGAUUUACUCCCUUUGCAAACGGACCUGAGGACACUCCAAAUGAGAUCCUAAGCAGGAUAGGAAGCGGUCACUUCAGCCUAGCUGGAGGCAACUGGGACACUGUUUCUGAUGCUGCAAAGGAUCUUGUGUCAAAGAUGCUUCAUGUAGACCCCCAUCAGAGACUGACUGCUAAGCAGGUCCUCAAACACCCCUGGAUUAUCCAGAGGGACAAACUACCCAACAGCCAGCUCCCACACCAGGAUCCCAAACUGGUCAAGGGUGCAAUGGCGGCCACGUACUCUGCCCUGAAGAGUUCACAACCUACUCCAGAGCUCAAGCCCAUUGAAAGUUCGUUCUUAGCUCAAAGGCGUGUGAAGAAACUGCCCUCCACCUCCCUUUAG
Molecule: messenger RNA, 2274 nt
Organism: Menidia menidia (Atlantic silverside)
Lineage: Eukaryota; Metazoa; Chordata; Actinopteri; Atheriniformes; Atherinopsidae
Source: the annotation of a GenBank genome assembly